This is a messenger RNA of Lolium rigidum, 1877 nucleotides long. RefSeq names its product triacylglycerol lipase OBL1-like. NCBI's taxonomy places the organism in Eukaryota, Viridiplantae, Streptophyta, Magnoliopsida, Poales, Poaceae. The record is from RefSeq and is a predicted model, not a curated record. The coding region runs from base 90 to 1649 and encodes 519 amino acids. Gene Ontology annotation, biological process: lipid metabolic process. Gene Ontology annotation, molecular function: triacylglycerol lipase activity. The transcript has 4 exons.
GAUCGCCCACUGUGCCACUCACGCACACACCACGUAGCUAAGUCUGCUAAGCUGAGCUAGCUAGCUAGCACACUCACCGGCCAGCGAGCAUGGCGGCAGCCGGUAAAGCUGCUGCUGGACGUCCCAAGAUGGGGGAGGAGAAGCUGAUCAUUCGGUCCGAGAAGGUGCGGCUCUUCGACAUCCUGUCGAUGAUGAUCCUGCGGCGGCCCAUCACCAGCUACGCCUUCGUCGACGUCGGCGACGAGACGGCCCGAGACAUCGGCAUCACACCCGGCGACAUCUUCGUCAAGCUCACCGAGAUCAUCCAGAAGGUGCUCGCCUCCAUAUACACGCCAGCCAAGUGGGUCGGCAUCCUCGUCGAGUUCCUCCUCAACUUCGUCGCGCUGAACGGAGGCCUGCUCGGCAUCCUAUGGAACAUCGUCAGAUUUAAGCUGGUGAUCCCGCGGCGCGACGCUGCGAACUUCCGGACGAUGAUCGGCAUGAUUGACGGGCGGACGGAGCUGAAACCGGCGCCGGAGACGUCCGCCGGCGACAUGAGGCAGCUACAGGUGCUCAACGUCCUGGUCUCCGGCGAGGUCGCCGACCUGGAGAGCGGGUACGUGACGGACGGGACGCCCCUCAUCGUGCGGACGUACCUGAUCCUCGAGAUCACCGUCAUGGCGGCCAAGAUCGCCUACGAGAACGCCGCCUUCGUCGAGAACGUGGUCAACAAUGUCUGGAAGUUUAAUUUCGUUGGGUUCUACAACGGCUGGAACAAGUUCUUGAAGGAGGAGACGACGCAGGCGUUCGUGUUCACGGACCGCCCCGAGGACGCGAACGUGGUGGUGGUGGCGUUCCGCGGCACGGAGCCGUUCAACAUGCAGGACUGGUCGACGGACGUGAACCUGUCGUGGUUGGGCAUGGGCGCCAUGGGCCACGUCCACGCCGGCUUCCUCAAGGCGCUCGGCCUCCAGGAGGAGGACGGCAAGGACGCCAGCCGCGCCUUCCCCAAGGACGCCCCCAACGGCGCCGCCCCGAUCGGCAAGACCAUCGCCUACUACAAGCUCCGAGAGGUGAUCCGCGAGCAGCUGAAGAAGCACCCGGCGUCCCGGCUCGUGAUCACAGGCCACAGCCUCGGCGGCGCGCUGGCUGCCGUCUUCCCGGCGAUCCUCGCAAUGCACAAGGAGACGGACAUCCUCGCCCGGCUCGACACCGUGCAGACCUACGGGCAGCCCCGGGUCGGCGACGACACGUUCGUCAAGUACCUCGCCGCCGAGGUGGCGAAGGUGGCGGCGACGUACUACCGGAUCGUGUACCGCUACGACGUCGUGCCGCGGGUGCCGUUCGACAUCCCGCUGAUCGCGGAGUUCGCGCACGGCGGCACCUGCAUCUACUACGACGGCUGGUACGACGGCAAGGUGCUCCCCGGCGACGCGCCCAACCCCAACUACUUCGACCCGAGGUUCCUGCUGUCCAUGUACGGGAACGCGCUGGGGGACCUGGUGAAGGGCGCCUUCCUCUGGGUCAGGGCCGGCAAGGACUACCGCGAGGGCCCCGUCUCGCUGCUGUACCGCGCGUCCGGGCUCAUCGUCCCUGGCCUCGCCUCGCACAGCCCCAGGGACUACGUCAACGGCAUCCGCCUCGGCCGCAUCGAGGCCAAGCAGGUCUGAGAUCGACGACGGCGGAGCCACGGCCUGCCGGUGGUAGUUGAUGACGAUGAGAUCGAUCUCCUCUUCCUCUAGAGAGAGGCACGAUGAAUGAAUUAAUAAGUUGUGUUUUGGGUGUGCGUAUCGUCGCGUUUGUGCGAUAUUUAUCCAGUCUGCUGCCUGUGUAUGUGUUCUUUGAAAUGGAGGUUGUAUCCCUCUUCUGCAUCAAAAUAAUACAUGUAUUUUCUUGUA